Molecule: messenger RNA, 1542 nt
Organism: Linum tenue
Lineage: Eukaryota; Viridiplantae; Streptophyta; Magnoliopsida; Malpighiales; Linaceae
Source: the annotation of a GenBank genome assembly
AUGGCUUCUGCAGCAGCUACUUGCUCGGCCACAGACCUCGCCUCUCUUCUAUCCUCAACCCAAAACUCCACCCAGGCAGCUGCAACAGCAGCCUACCUCUGCUCCCAGCUCUCCUCCAUCUCCAGCCAGCUCUCCGACACAAACUAUGCAAUCAACAACACUUACCUCCUCUUCUCUGCCUACCUGGUCUUCGCCAUGCAGCUCGGGUUCGCCAUGCUCUGCGCGGGCUCCGUCAGGGCCAAGAACACCAUGAACAUAAUGCUCACCAACGUCCUCGACGCUGCAGCCGGCGGCCUCUCCUACUACCUCUUCGGCUACGCUUUCGCCUUUGGCGCACCUAGCAACGGUUUCAUCGGCAAGCACUUCUUCGGCCUACAUGAUUUCCCGUCCCCUCAGGCCGACUACAGCUUCUUCCUCUAUCAGUGGGCUUUCGCCAUCGCCGCUGCCGGCAUCACCAGUGGCUCCAUAGCCGAGAGAACCCAGUUUGUUGCUUACCUGGUUUACUCUUCCUUCCUGACAGGUUUUGUCUACCCGAUCGUCUCCCACUGGGUCUGGUCUGCUGAUGGGUGGGCCAGUGCGACCCGAACCGAUACCAGCGAUCUAUUGUUCGGGUCGGGUGUCAUUGACUUUGCUGGCUCGGGCGUGGUUCACAUGGUUGGUGGUGUUGCUGGGUUGUGGGGCGCUCUUGUUGAAGGACCUCGGAUUGGCCGGUUCGACCGAGGUGGUCGGUCCGUGGUUCUGCGCGGGCACAGCGCUUCCUUGGUUGUGCUCGGUACGUUCUUGCUGUGGUUCGGAUGGUAUGGGUUCAACCCCGGUUCGUUUCUGACGAUUGUGAGGGCCUACGGCGAGAGUGGAAACUAUUACGGGCAGUGGAGUGCGAUUGGCAGGACAGCUGUCACCACGACGUUGGCCGGGUGCACGGCUGCUCUGACCACUCUUUUCAGCAAGCGGCUGAUGGUCGGUCACUGGACUGUGACCGAUGUCUGCAAUGGUUUGCUCGGUGGAUUCGCUGCGAUCACCUCGGGUUGCUCGGUGGUCGAACCGUGGGCCGCGAUCGUGUGUGGGUUCGUAGCGGCCUGGGUUCUCAUUGGCUGCAACAAGCUGGCUGAGAAGCUGAAAUAUGACGACCCACUGGAAGCAGCGCAAUUGCACGGCGGGUGCGGGGCGUGGGGUUUACUCUUCACCGGGCUGUUUGCGACCAAGCAUUUUGUGAACGAGGUUUACCCAGGAAAGCCCGACCGGCCGUACGGGUUGUUCAUGGGCGGCGGAGGGAAGCUGUUGGCUGCCCAGGUCGUGCAGAUUCUGGUGAUCGUCGGUUGGGUCACCGCGACGAUGGCACCGUUGUUUUAUGGGCUACACAAGCUGCAAUUGUUGAGGAUCUCCGGCGAAGAUGAGGUGGCGGGCAUGGAUAUGACGAGGCAUGGCGGGUUUGCCUACGCGUACAAUGACGAGGACGACCCGACGGUUAAACCGGAUUUCAUGAUGAGGAGGAUUGAGCCCACUAAUGAAAGCACGCCCAACUCACAAGGCAACAAUGUUUGA